Messenger RNA from Vespa mandarinia (Asian giant hornet), 1717 nucleotides. Its product is annotated as protein lethal(2)essential for life. Gene Ontology annotation, cellular component: cytoplasm; nucleus. NCBI's taxonomy places the organism in Eukaryota, Metazoa, Arthropoda, Insecta, Hymenoptera, Vespidae. Gene Ontology annotation, biological process: protein refolding; response to heat. The record is from RefSeq and is a predicted model, not a curated record.
AGUCAGUCGGUAUACGCGUCACGUGACAUUUUAGGGAAACGUCAGGCGCCCGCCCCUUCUCUCCAUUUCGAAAGAUCGAGACGCGGACUAUUUAAGCUCCCAGCGCGCUUUUGCCGAUGCGAAUUAGAAAGUGAAAUCACAAUUUACUGGGACCCAUUGGGAUCGUUCGACCGUCCAUAUCGUUUCUCUCUAUUCAUCUUUCCAAGUGUUUAGAAUUCACCGUUCUGUCCAGAAAAGAAAGAACAGAAAAGCACGAAAUGUCCAUUGUACCGCUCGUCUUCCGCGACUGGUGGGAGGAUAUGGAUCGUCCUGUGUCACGAAUUUGGGAUCAAUACUUCGGUAGGGGACUAAAUCGAGACGAUUUGAUUUCUGAAUUUUCCAACCUUGGCAUCAACCGACCAUUUCCAACUCCGUUUCGUUCACUUUUGGGGAACAACAGCACGUACUACCGACCAUGGAGAACGGUGACACGACAAAACUCUGGUGGUUCGAGUACAAUCAAAAUGGAGAAAGAUAACUUUCAGGUAAUACUGGACGUUCAGCAAUUCUCACCGGACGAGAUCACAGUGAAGACGGUCGAGAAGAACGUUGUGGUCGAAGCCAAACACGAGGAGAGACAAGACGAACAUGGAUUUAUCAGUAGACACUUUGUGCGGAGAUACGUUCUGCCCACGGAUUACGAUGCGAUCAACGUUACCUCGACGCUUUCCUCCGACGGUGUUUUAACAAUUACGGCACCGAGAAAGGUAAUUUUCUUUCUCUUUAUCUGCUGCCACUUUCCCUCCCGCUCCUCCUCACUCCUAUCGUCAGGCGAAUCCGAAAUUAUAGUAAGCCUCGGAUUCGCCCACCUUUGCUUUCUCCGCUACUGUCGAUUCACGAAAACCGCGAAUGGACAGCGGGACACCUUUCGUCCCUCCCUCUUUCUUUCUUUCUUUGUUUCUUUUUUUUUUCUUUCUUUCUUUCUUUUCUUUCCAACCUUUAAUUCCAACCUUCCAAUGCCGUGGGCUUCUCUUUUCUCCCUGCUAGGCUAUUGCGUGCUCUUACAGAUGGUUGCCCACACGAUCUAAUUUUACGACACUGAGCUAAACGAUAAAAAGAAUAUACAACUUAUUAACGUUCAAGUACUUGACAAGACAAAAGUACACUUUUUUCGUUUUGUUAGCUUUUUUAUUUUCUUUUUUUUUUUUUUUUUUUUUUUUUUUUCUUUUUUUUUCUUUCAGUUUUCGAGAUCGAGAGAAGCGCUCGUUGCAUCUUAGCGCUUCGUUUUAAUUUAAAUUCUUAUGAGAUCGAUACGAUACGAAUGUUAAGAAUUUAUAAGAAAAAAUUGGGUCCGUUUAACGUAAUAAAAAAACAAAGAGCAAACGAUCUUCGAGUGCCUCCUCGACUCUACGAAUAAACUUCGUCAUUAGUUAAUUAAUAAUUCGUUAGUUUAUACGAUUAUUUAGCCGAUAAAUAAACAUAGGUUUCUCUUGGUUAAUUCAAAUAUUUAAAGUGACGCUACGUAACUCAAACGUUAAAGAGCUCAAAUGUUUUGCGUUUGUAUCUUCUUCCUUUUUAUACUUUUUAUCAAUUUGUUUUCAUUGUAUUUAUCAAGUUUUAUUCGUAAUUUUGAAAUUAUCCUAUUAUUAUUCGGCUUAGCUCCGAAACGCUAAUGUAUUUGAACGAAUCGACGGAUUCAAAUUUCCUUUUUUUUAACACACGUAGAUUCGUUUAGAAA